AUGAUGAUGGAGAAACAGCCUUUGGACAAUACUGUGUCAUGCUCACCACCAAGCUCCGAGCGGUCACUAGAGCAGCAAAUGGAGCUCUCACCGCUAGAACUGUCCUUCUCGCGCCAGCUCGAGCGCUCGAGAUUUGUCAAGGGAAAUUGCACUUCCAGCAAGCUCGGGACAAUCUUUCGCGCGAAGACAGUUAAUCUGCGCCUGGACGAGUUUGUACCGUCGAACACCGCUGAAUUGUGCUCGACCGAAGCCGAGCCCGAGCCUGUCUUUUACGACCCCCAGAUACUGGAGAAACUGGUUCGGUUCAAGGGAGGAAAGCACGAUGGUCGACAGGCACUGUCCAUCCAAACAGUGCAUCUGCGCGAUGCAUGUGUCAUCCAAUUCAUCGUUCAACACGCAUUAUCCGACGCCGGGGGAAUCCACUGGAUUGCCAAGACGUACUGCGCGCUGCUAUCAGGCACGCAUGUUCGAGGGGACACUGCAAUUCGACCCGAAUUCUUCCUCAAACCCGAGGUGAUCGAGGCCGGGCAAACCGCGGCCGUCCACGACGACACGCCGAACCACCCGAUUGCCGUUCGCUAUUCGCAAGGUUUUCAGUCGCGAAUCGAUGAGUGGAUGGCUCAGGCGCAGAGCAGGGGGGUUCAAGUCACGGAACAUGACCUCUUGAUGGCGUUCGUGUAUCAGUCGGCCUUCUCUCCAACCGCCAAGGAAGAGGGAGCCCACACCGGCCUCAUCUUCACUCUCAACAUCCAAUCGCAUCUCGCUUUGGCCCCAGGCGCCCUGACCAAUCCUUGGAUCAACGUCCCAGUUGCACCUGUUGCCCCCGCCUCAUCGGCAUCGGACGAUCUCGUCGACAUCGCUCACCAUAUCCGCCAGACCAUUCAAGACGCCCGCAAUCCCGUCUGCGUGGCCCAGAUCAUCGACCAACAUCUGCCAGUCCGGGACACUCCGGCAGUUCCGCGUGGAUACGGCUCCCGCACGCCCCGGGUAGCGCUGACCUCGUGGUGCCAUCUGCCUUGGUAUGGAUUGGACGUCAAAGGCACGAGGCCCGUCUUUGUUCUCGGGAAUACGCUGUUAAGUCGACCAUUGACGACAAUGGGAGUGCGGAUGGACGACGGGUUGACGACGUGUAAGGCGAGGGCGUCUGCGCGAAUCGGGAAUGCGGAUGGCGGUGGAGAGGAGGGCAGACAGGCGGGCUAUUGGGUGCAGGGACGUGUGAACCAAGGUAUUUGGGCGAGAAUGAUGGGGAUGCUGAAGCGCGGUGAAGAAGAGGAUGGGGUGAAUGCGGAUAAGAUUGCGAUGGACAAGGUUUGAGUGGGCGGCGAUUACAAAUAGGAAGGGGCCUUUGUGAGUGAUCUACGUUCGGGUUUCGGUUGUCAAUUCGGUGCUUAAUUCUGAUAGUACUUACUGUCUGCAGUGUCAUUAUAGGGGAC
Aspergillus fijiensis CBS 313.89 is the source of this 1433-nucleotide messenger RNA. RefSeq lists its product as uncharacterized. The transcript has 5 exons. Bases 1 to 1314 code for a protein of 437 amino acids. NCBI's taxonomy places the organism in Eukaryota, Fungi, Ascomycota, Eurotiomycetes, Eurotiales, Aspergillaceae. The record is from RefSeq and is a predicted model, not a curated record.